This is a messenger RNA of Lodderomyces beijingensis, 351 nucleotides long. The record is from the annotation of a GenBank genome assembly. Lineage: Eukaryota; Fungi; Ascomycota; Pichiomycetes; Serinales; Debaryomycetaceae.
AUGUCCAGCGAAUCAGCAAACAAUUCGCCAUUUACACCAGCUGGACCACAAUCAGCAACCUCGGAUGAGUCCGAUAAAUCUGUGGACGGGUUCAAGCACUUUUUCCAGCUCGCUAAGCAGAAGAUGAAAAAAUUUUCAAAACCUUCAACUGCCACCACCAAGAACAUCCCCGCCGGAGGUUUCGACUGGGAUGAGGUGGAAAAUAACAAUCACAACAAUAGCUUUAACAAUAACAAGCCAAUUCCCCACGAGCAAGAGCUCGUUCUCAACAAAGGAGAUCAAAACAUUGGCUCAUCUACCGGUGUAUCUCAAGCUGAUCCCUAUUACGCCCUUACGUACCAGCCAAGAUGA